Fomitiporia mediterranea MF3/22 is the source of this 924-nucleotide messenger RNA. RefSeq lists its product as uncharacterized. NCBI's taxonomy places the organism in Eukaryota, Fungi, Basidiomycota, Agaricomycetes, Hymenochaetales, Hymenochaetaceae. Bases 1 to 924 code for a protein of 307 amino acids. The record is from RefSeq and is a predicted model, not a curated record. Gene Ontology annotation, biological process: proteolysis. Gene Ontology annotation, molecular function: serine-type endopeptidase activity. The transcript has 4 exons.
AUGGCAAUCACAAGCUUUCAGGGCACUCAGCACAUAAACGACACGGAUUCUAGCGUUCAAUAUACUGGCCAAUGGGUCUUGAACCAGUUUACGGAUCAAAAUGGCCACCAACAGACAUAUCAUUCAACUGCACAGAAUGGUUCGACAAUAUUUGCUCCCUUCUACGGCAAUCAGAUUAAAGUCAUGGGCAUCACUCCUACGGGUCAGGGAUCAUUAACUGCAAAUUAUUCCAUUGACGGUGGCCAACCAUCCAUGGCUUCCAUGCCCAUUAUCACACAGAGCAGCCCGUUAUUCUUCCAACAAGUCUUUCUUUCUCCAAAUACGACACUGGGCAAUCACAAUAUCACUAUCACUGUCCUAGAGACUGGCACCGACCGAAACUUCUCCUUCCAAUCGCUCACCGUCUCGCAAGGCGAUGUUUCAAGUAUCACUCAUCACCAUAGCGAAGAUAGGAACGAACAUGGCACAAAUGUUACGGCAAUCGUUGUUGGAGUGUUAGGAACUGUUAUAUUCCUUCUUUUUAUUGCUCUCGUCCUAUUUUACUUAUCCCGGAGAAGGCUUCUUGCACAAGUAUCGAUCUACAAAGAAGAAAAAAUCCGGAAAAAUACUCUUGAAUCGCAACGGAACACAUCAGGUACGCUUGAGUCAGCGCUUCCUCUCUCGGAAGCACAUAUCAAUCCCUUUAUUUUGCCACAGAGAGAUCCAGUAGAUACUAUAAUAGAACAAGGAGGAUCGCGACGGUCCGCCACUACAGUGGGUGGAACAUCACUGCCUCCUUACUCGAGUUUCCGAAUUCCGUCGGGGGACCUUUCGCAAGCGCAGAAUGCACAUUUGACGACAAGAGCCUCGUAUGCAAGCUCGGGGGAAGUUAUCAGUAACCGUUCAGUUAACGAAAACCCUUUUGAAACAGACCAGAAGCUGUAG